GAGCCACUUCUCCUGGAAGGAGAGUUACUACCGAUCAGCCAUGUCCCAGAGCUCUCAGCCCAGGGAAUUCCUCAGCCCAGAGGUAAUCCAGCAUAUCUGGGACUUCCUGGAACAGCCAAUAUGCUCAGUUCAGCCAAUCGAUUUAAACUUCAUCGAUGGCCCAUCUGAAGAUGGCUCCACAAACAAAAUUGAGAUCAGCAUGGAUUGUGUCCGGGUGCAGGACACGGAGCUGAAUGACCCAAUGUGGCCGCAGUACACGAACCUGGGGCUCCUGAACAGCAUGGACCAGCAGAUCCAGAAUGGCUCUUCCUCCACCAGCCCUUACAACACGGAGCACGCGCAGAACAGCGUCACGGCCCCCUCGCCCUACGCCCAGCCCAGCUCCACUUUUGAUGCCCUCUCUCCCUCCCCAGCCAUCCCUUCCAACACAGACUACCCAGGACCUCACAGCUUCGAUGUAUCAUUUCAACAGUCCAGCACAGCAAAGUCAGCAACAUGGACGUAUUCCACCGAACUGAAAAAGCUGUACUGCCAGAUCGCCAAGACGUGUCCCAUCCAGAUCAAAGUGAUGACCCCACCACCCCAGGGAGCUGUCAUCAGGGCUAUGCCUGUCUACAAGAAAGCUGAACACGUCACCGAAGUGGUCAAACGCUGCCCGAACCAUGAGCUGAGCCGGGAGUUCAACGAGGGGCAGAUUGCACCUCCCAGCCACCUGAUCAGAGUGGAAGGGAACAGCCAUGCCCAGUAUGUAGAAGACCCCAUCACUGGGAGGCAGAGUGUGCUGGUCCCUUAUGAGCCACCCCAGGUUGGUACUGAGUUCACUACAGUCUUGUACAACUUCAUGUGCAACAGCAGCUGCGUUGGAGGGAUGAACCGCCGCCCGAUCCUCAUCAUUGUGACCCUGGAAACCAGAGAUGGGCAAGUCUUGGGCCGCCGUUGUUUCGAAGCCCGUAUUUGUGCUUGCCCAGGCAGAGACCGCAAGGCAGACGAGGACAGCAUCCGCAAGCAGCAAGUGUCUGACAGCACAAAGAAUGGUGAUGGUACGAAGCGCCCUUUUCGACAAGGAACUCACGGCAUACAGAUGACAUCUAUCAAAAAAAGGCGUUCCCCAGAUGAUGAGCUCUUAUACUUGCCAGUGAGGGGACGGGAGACGUAUGAAAUGCUGCUGAAGAUCAAAGAGUCCCUGGAGCUGAUGCAGUACCUUCCCCAGCACACGAUUGAGACCUACCGGCAGCAGCAGCAGCAGCAGCACCAGCACUUGCUCCAGAAGCAUCUCCUUUCGGCCUGCUUCAGGAAUGAAUUCAUGGACUCAAGGAGAGACCCUCCCAAACAGACUGAUGCCAUCCUAAAACAUUCCAGCCCCCCAAACCCGUCAGUAUAUCCAUAAACCGAGCUGGCAGGGUCACUUUGCCCAGCUGGCAGGACUAGAAACAGUGGGGCAAAUACACAGCCUGAUAGCAGCAGAGUGAAUAGUGAGAGCAAACUUCUGAAGGGACUCAAACUUUGCAAAAGCAACAGACACUUCUACAGACCUCUUAGCUGUAGCCCUUAGCGUUGCGAGGUCGGGAACCACGAUGUCAUCUGUCUUGGUGUAACUUUUUUUCCCGUUUUUGUAAUGCGUUGUUACUCUUUCUUCUUACUUCUGUAUUUGUGAAACUCGGCAGGGUUUCUCUGAGCAGGUCUCAAUUUUAAAAUGCCUUUUGUCUUGUUUAAGUUAUAAAUGUGUCCAUGGACUGGGGGGAUGGAAGCAGAGGAUGUGUGUUUAAAUGGUCUGUGAUAGUCAAUUUGGCCUGUUUUAAUGCUGGUCAUGCACUAAUAGUGCACGUAGCUGAUGUAUUUGUACUGCUGGACAGGGAGAGGUAAUAAUUAUAUGAACUGGCACUGCUAAGAAAUCAAUUUUUUUUCCUGUAGAAAUGCCCUCUGCUUUGGCAUCAGGAAUUGUUUCCACUUACUUCCAACCUUAAAGGGUCUGAUAUAAAGUACAUCAAAAUUGUAAGGAAGACUGGGUGACUUUGACUUAGUACCAGCACUGCUGGCAUUGAUCCAGCUUUACUGAACUUACAAAGUUCCUCCUGACUCUAUGGGCUCAAUCUAAGUGGUGGGCUGAACUUCACCAGUUGAAUGUGUGGUUGAAUUGUAGCGACAUCCACGUGUGCCCAGUGUCCUGUCCCUUUGCAACUCAGGGUGUAAAGGGUGGAGUGUCCAAAACUUCCUAGUACCCUACCUGUGAAAAGGGGUUGGAGCUUGCCUCUUUCCUUACAUAUGUUCAGAGGUUGCUAGAUGCUGCCUUAACAUUUUCAUCAGCCCUGGUAUGUUCUGCCCCUUCUCUCCAAGCCUCAAAGGAGAGCAGUGCCAGCAUAUGUUGUAGUUGACUCAGCCAAGUGGCCUCAGGCCAUGUCCACCUUGCCCAUUAAUCCUGCAGCCAGAGGGUCUUGCUGAUUGUGUCCAUGAAGUGCAUCUGGGUUUAGCAAUUCCUUCACAGAAGACCUUUUCUGAGCAAGGACUUGUAAAUUCUCACACUGCUUCUAUCAAACUCUGUCUCUGAAAGCCAUUCAUAUAGGGUUUGGCUAGGCAGGGAGGAGGGGUCUGCAUCAAGCCCCGACUGUCACAAGAGAGGAACAGUCAAUAGGCAGGUGACAUGCCAUGCAGUUAACCUGGCCAUGUUGAGCAUGGCACUGGGUGUGGAUACUUGCAGUGAGGCAGGAGGGAUUUGAGGGUAGACAUUUUGCCCACUGAGAGGUGCUCAGACAUCUUUACAUGAAGAGCAGCCCCUGAUGCUGGGAGGGAAGGGUACUUCAACACACACUCUCAGGCAUUGCUUCUGAGGAACCCUCCAAUGUUCACAGGAGCAAGAAAUAGAAAUGUGAGGAAGUUACUGAAGGUAUACCAGGAACAGUGGCUGGGGAGCAGAGCUCAGUUGCAAAUGCCACUGAUCAGCAGCUUCUGAGAAACUUGGGAGGCUCUGUCAAUCCUGCUGGGGACCUGUGUGCCCUGCAGUGCAGUCUGUGCUGGAUUUAUUUGGGGUAGAUGCAUACGCAGCUCUGACAAACUCGUGGUUAGGCAGUGUGAAGAGAGGGUGCCUCCCAAAUGUGUAGUGGGCCUCCUGGCCACCCACCAAGGGAAAAAAGCUUGAUGCAGUUGGAGAAGAUGCUUAAUUCUGAUCGUUCCCAUCAUCUGCUUCCAGGCAGCAGAGCGGGGAUCUGAGCAGGUGGUGACUCGUAUUAACAUCUCCUUUGAGAGCUGUAUCCUGUCUCUGGGUAUCUUCAAUGUCUUACCAAGACUUGCUCUACUGUAGCACUGUGGAGGAGGGCUGAUGGAAAAGAGCCCCCAAAAUUGGGAUUAAGUAUAUAAGUAAUAGCUAAUUAAACACUAGCAGUGCCUCUUUCAUACAGUUGCACCUCUACCAUCAUUCUUCGUGUAAAGCUAAUCAAAAUCAAGUGCCUCUUUACCUUCCCUGGAAAUUCCAGGAAGUUCUUUAAGAUAACAAAGCAGGUCACUAUGAUUCUGUGCUUUUUUAUUUGGGUAAAGAAAGGCAGUGUGAUUCCUUUCCCUGUCAGAGGUGGGAAUCUGAACUGUGAAUGCAGCCCAGAUGUAGGAUUAUGCUUGGCACUGUUGUCUGUUCUUCCAGUGAAGGUUUAUUCCUGGAUUUUUGCCUUGUCUGCUUCUGGAUGGCAAUAUGGAAAUACUUUGACAGGGGAAUACUGAUCUGUAUCUAGAGCUCUGCUCCUGGGCCUGUCCACCAGCAAGGUUGAGGAGGCAGCCCACCAGAAGAUAGAAGGCAUCCACAGCCUGCACUGGAAGAUUCCAGUUCAUCAUUUGGUGUGGCCUCUAGGAAAUCUGUUGUACUGUAAUGGGCAAUACAACAUCUGAGAAUUCCACUAAACAAGAACAUAAAUUAUUUGAAUUCUGUUGUUUCCUGGAAAGCCUUUCUGAUUUGUCCUACUUGGCUAUAAGAGGAUGAUGAUUGUGAAGCUGAUCUUAGUGGUGACUUGAUUUGCUUUCCAUCUACCAGGUGGUUAUAUUAGAAGGUGCUAUUCUUUUUUUCUUUUAUCAAAUACCUGGAGCUGAAAGCAAUUUGAGUUGCUUUGUAGUCUGUCCUGUGCAGAUAAAAUGAGAACUUUUCCCAGCUGUCUUUUCAUUGCUUCUUUACCAUCUCUGUGUCUUCAGGAAAGUAAACCUUUUCCUUUCAAGGAAUAAUAACCAAGUGGACUAAUUGGGCCUUAUCAGUCAGUCAGGUUGUAUCAGUCUGUGUCAACUACUUGGUGUAUAUCCACUCCCUGUAUUACAGCUCCAUUCCCUGGAGAGCAGGUUGCAUCCACGGCUUGCCUUGAGAAAUUCCCAUACCUAGAAUCUAAGGGGAGUCAUCAUUGCCCUCCCGUCCCUGUGCUGUAGUUCCUGUCUGCCCAGUAACUGUUGGAGCUCCUCCUUUCCAUGCUCCCAGUGAGGUACCAAGCCUACAAACCACUGGUGGGAUUUCCAGGUGCACUGUUGUUAGCUUUAGAAUAGCAGCAGUUGGGGUGUGGGGAGCAAGGGCAUCUCUCUGCUUUUUAGUGUCCUGCUCCUUCAUGGGCCUUCAGAGCAGCUGAGUGCAACUGAGCAUCAUCUGUGUCACUUGUGUGCCAUUAUUAGACUACAUCAGUGACACCCCAGUGUCAGUGAUGGGAAACCUUGCUUUGAAAACCAUUGUCAGUGAGCACGUUGGCCUCAUAUGAACUCGGGAUGUGAUCCUUGGAGUGGCUACUGAAAGGGAGUGCAGACACAGAACUGGAAGCUCUGAUUCUACUCUUGUGUCUCUGCACUGACUGGCUCUGGGUCUUCAGGGACAGCAAACUGUAGGCACAGGGGCUUGGGUGAAAUCUUAAACUCUGAGCCUGAGCUGUCCAGUUGCAUUAAAUGAACCUUUGAUGUCAUUUUCAUUAAGGCUGCUUACAUGGCUGUGUGCUCCUCUGGUGAACGAGGAUUCUGGUCUGCUCAAUCAGGUAAUUGGUCUAUCCCAGCAGUUUGCUACCUCUGGUGAAGAGCUGGUAUCCAGUGAGCUGGGAAAACGUAGUUAUACGAGGUAGCCUGUGAACUGAACUUUGUUCAUAUAUGGGAGAAGAAGGAAGUUCCUUCCUGACCUCUUGAGAUGAUCGGUAUAUGCCUUGAAGCAUGAGAAACUGAUUGCCCUCCUAUGAGCUUGCAUAACUACAAAUGUUAUUUGCUAAAUAAUUACAUAGCCUCUUGAAGAGAGAAAACUCAGUUGCAGAUUGUGACUCAGUGCCUUUUGUAUCAGACUGUUCCAAGAAGUAUAAUAAUCUCUUAAUUGAAGUCCGUAUACGUUGAUAUUAAAAUGCAUUUCAUUGGCAUUGAUAUCAAAGAAAUGUUAGUGCUCUGACUUCUAAUCUUUCUUGAGACAUAGUAAGUACAAUUUUAAUGAAAAUCACUGUGCAUGACAUUCUUAUAUCUGUUUUUAAAAAUGGAGGAAAAAAAGCAAUACAUUUUAUAUGGAUCCUCAAACACCAUGUAGUCCUUGUGCUUAAUACCAAAAACAUUUUCUUGUGUUUCUAAGGCUCUUGCUAUAUUGAUGUGUGACAUUAAUUUUCAAUAAAAUUUUGUAUCUUGGUUUAUCUUGUGACUUUUCUUCGGGUAGAUGGCUUUCUGUAGGCCUUUUAAACAUCUGCUCAUGUGAUGGAAUAGCUUGGUUGAAAGUGGUAUGGGUACAAAGAAAAAUGCUUGUUUUCUGUUUUAUUCCCUUGAACUUGAUUGUGUUAAUCUUGACUCUUAGAGUGGAGUCCCUAAGCUGUACGUUCAAGUAUGCAUUUGUUUUCUAAAGCUUUGGGUUGGCUUGUGUUUGAUUGGUUUUUGUUUUUCUUUUAUCCCCAAAGUAUUUUGUAGUCUCCUAAUUAGCUUUGCUGAGAUAACUGUUGGUGGCAGAGGGCAGAGAUAGGCCCACUACUCCCCUCAAACAGUGCAACUCAGGCUCUUUUGGGAAGCCUUUGUUGAUUUGAUUUGGAAUUUCGCUGUGUUCAUUGACAUCCUCACUUGCAGAUCGUGCAGAUUUUGCUGUAAGAGACGCUUCAGGUGUGUAUUAACUUCAGCUGAAGCUCAGUUAAGAUAAGUGUCUGAACCUGUGAAGUAGAAAUACUCAUUGGUCCUAAAUCCAGAAGCCUCUUAGGCUAAGGGUGGUGUCAACCUGAUUUGAAUUUCAUGGCUGGCCUCAACUUUCAUAAUUGGGGAAUUGAAACCUCAGAUCUGAAUCAUUCCCUUCACUCUGAAAAGUUGGGUCUGACCUUCAUGGCUCGGUUUCACUUCCCCUUGGGAGUUGCUGCCAUUGUUAAUAUUAAUUUGUGAAGCUUCUUGUGCUUUCCACUUCCUUGAGUCUGUGAAGCUUGCCGGAUCUUGUCCUGCAUCUUCACUGCCAAAGGACAGUUCACACCCUUCUGUACCUCCUGUAAUUGUGUAAUUAGGUAACAUUUCUUCAGGGCCUUAGAUACUCUAGCCUGUUAGCAUAGAUGUUUUCUCCACCCAACACUGCAAGUCUUGAAAGUGCAGGAAGCUGGAGACAAUGUAAUUGUGUGGAACUUGACCUUGAGUGCUGAAGGUUUUAAUAAAUUACCUAGGAAUAAGACUUUUCUUUCCUUUUACACUUUGCUUAUUUGGAGUAAUAAUUAUUCUAUUUGCAUAGAAGAAAAGCCAGUUCCCAGGAAUUGAUGUAACCAGUUACACCCAGAUGGAAACAAGUUUCCCAAUGGGAAAUAAGAUGGGAAUGUGCCCUUGGACAUUCACCAUGGGGGUCAGUGUGAUACGAGUGCGGGGCGACCGCUGCUCUGCAGGGUGACCAGGGCUUGAGGGUACUUGUGCCUGGGAAGCGUGGGGAUGCAGGCACAUUUCCCAAACCUUUGCCCAGGCCUACAAAUGCCCCUGGUGUCAGAGAGAGAAAAACCUGCUCCCUUGUGGCAUGGCAGUGCUGUGCCAAUUGUGCUGUUGGACCAGCUUGAAUGAUAAUUUCCUGCAUAUCCCACAUAAGACCCCACUCCAGAUGGGAUGCUGCAGCCGUAACUCGAUCUGGGAGCUGGGCUGCCGUUCAGAAGCAGCCCAGUCUUGGCAGUCUGGAUCUCUUACAUGGUGGGACUGCAGCUGGGACCCUUGGGGCUGGGCAGCAGGGAGCUCUGGCAAACAUCUCUGGCUCACUCCAUGAAUAUGCUGGAUGGAGUUUGGGGCUGGAGGGACCUGAGGGAGGCUAGUGCUGUUGUCAGGUGGUAGCAGGAACCUGAUCCUCUUUGCAAGCAGCCUGCAGGGUUUGGAUACCAGCUUUGCCUUAACACUGACAAAAGCUGCCUGUUGGCAUCCCAGGCAGUUCUGACCAUCUCAGCAGUGGUCCUUGAACUGCAUAGAAUCUGUCUUGAGCAAAGAGCCUCUGGCUGUUAGAUACACACCUGAGAACAGCCUGAUUAUAUGAAUAACUAGAAAUUUUGGGAAAAACAAGGUGAUAAGUAUGACCCGAUCUGAAAAUUGUUUCUGCAGUCAGGUUUCAGGGGUAUUUAGGAUGGUUUGAGGUGUUCUUGUUCUUAUGAAGAAGUCUUUGACCACAAGGAGAGUUUAACUUAAAAAUACUCUUCAGAUCUUUGCAGAUGUUUGUUGGCUCUCCGUAUAUUCUUUUCAACUGAAAAAGUUGCAUAGACACUUCUCCUUGAAUAAAAAGUUUCAACCAAUAGUUAAGCUUUCCUUUUUUUGGUAUUUCACUUUUUUAAAGUGAAAUAAGUGCCCAGAAUACCUGGGAAACUUCUUAUUUCCUGUUGACUCAUUCUCCAGUGAUCUUUAUCUGUGAUGCUCCUAUGGUGUCAGUGAUUUCACUGGCCAUGUGGCCCCUUGGGUGCACACUCUGAACAAGCAGCUGCUGUGAUGCCUGUGCUAACAUCUCCUUGGU
Corvus hawaiiensis (hawaiian crow) is the source of this 7906-nucleotide messenger RNA. RefSeq names its product tumor protein p63 (gene TP63). The transcript has 10 exons. Gene Ontology annotation, molecular function: DNA-binding transcription factor activity, RNA polymerase II-specific; RNA polymerase II cis-regulatory region sequence-specific DNA binding; protein binding. Gene Ontology annotation, cellular component: nucleus. The record is from RefSeq and is a predicted model, not a curated record. NCBI's taxonomy places the organism in Eukaryota, Metazoa, Chordata, Aves, Passeriformes, Corvidae. Bases 41 to 1387 code for a protein of 448 amino acids. Gene Ontology annotation, biological process: regulation of transcription by RNA polymerase II; apoptotic process; protein tetramerization.